This is a messenger RNA of Linum tenue, 1620 nucleotides long. The record is from the annotation of a GenBank genome assembly. NCBI's taxonomy places the organism in Eukaryota, Viridiplantae, Streptophyta, Magnoliopsida, Malpighiales, Linaceae.
UAAAAAUAAUAAAUUUGAUUUUUUGGAAAUAUAACUGUCCUCAUCGGUAGACUGAUUUCCCGAUAGUUAUAUGCUGCCUCCUCCUCGCUUCUGCAUCAUCAGCAGCACCCGUCUUCCGUUUCAAAUUCAUCCAAGGCCUCCCAUUUUCAGUUCGAUGAGCUCCAGCAAGUCGGAAACGGUGCCUCCGAUCUUGUCGCUGGCUCUUCCCUCCGAUACCGGUCGAGUUCUUAGCAUUCAGUCUCACACGGUGCAGGGAUAUGUUGGUAACAAAUCAGCUGUUUUCCCUCUCCAGCUAUUGGGCUAUGACGUGGAUCCUAUCAAUUCGGUACAAUUUUCAAACCACACAGGCAAGUGUAUAUCUUUGAUGCCUGGUUAUCCGAGCUUUAAAGGACAAGUUCUGAAUGGACAACAACUAUGGGAAUUAAUAGAAGGCCUUGAAGCAAAUAAUUUAUUAUUUUAUACUCACCUGCUAACAGGUAGGGAAGGCAUCACUUCUUUUUUCAUGUUUCGCUACAUAGGUUCAGUGUCAUUUCUGAACACCAUAUUGGAGGUUGUCAAGAAGCUUCGUACGAUUAACCCAAAGCUCACUUAUGUUUGUGAUCCAGUGAUGGGCGAUGAAGGAAAGCUGUAUGUUCCGCCAGACCUGGUUGCAGUGUACCGUGAGAAGGUCGUUCCAGUGGCUUCCAUGUUGACUCCUAAUCAGUUUGAAGCUGAACAGUUAACUGGCUGCAGGAUUGUGUCCGAAAGUGAUGGCCGUGAGGCUUGCAACAAACUUCAUGCUGCUGGGCCUUCAAAGGUAGUGAUUACCAGUAUUAACAUUGGUGGUGGACUUCUUCUUAUCGGCAGUGAUAAAAGGGAAAAGGGCCAGUCACCUCAACAGUUCAGGAUUGCAAUACCCAAAAUUCCAGCUUAUUUUACGGGAACGGGGGAUUUAAUGACCGCACUUCUACUUGGAUGGAGCAAUAAAUAUCCUGACAACCUUGUCAAGGCUGCAGAGCUUGCAGUAUCAAGCUUGCAGGUCGGUGCUUCAAUGUUUCACGCUGACCCAUCUCACUAAACAAGUUUUCCCCCCUGUUCGAUAACUAUACAUCUUUUCCUGUUGCACUGGAACUUAGGAAUGAAUCUAAUUAAUUGUUGAAUGUUGGUUGGAGGGGAGUAUCUGCAGGCUCUUCUGCAGAGGACACUGAGUGACUAUGACAAGGCAGGUUAUGAUCCAGCAGCAAGCAGUUUGGAGAUCAGAUUGAUUCAGAGUCAAGAUGACAUUCGCAACCCACAUGUUCAAUUCGAAGCCCAAAAAUACUCUUGAGACAAAGUUAUAGCUAGGGGGGUGCAACGAUUUGGUUUCCACUGGAUCGAAUCAGGCCGAAACGAUAUUUGGAUCGUAUUGGAACAAGUCGAAUAUAGUUUCAUUUGCUUUACUUUCUAAAGUCUAGUGUCGAUUCGUUCUGGUUUUGGCUGGAUGGCAGUAGGCAUGCACAUCCCUAUUAAUAGCACUGCAAAGUUAUUGGUUUCAAACCUAUUUAUCCAUCUUUACCUGUAUAAAUAAAUUAAAUGACAUGAAUGAAUGCAUCUCGUAAGGUCGUAUCUUUUGUUUUUGGGUGUUCUUGAGAUUCUGGUGCA